AUGCAGACAACAGAUAGAGUCUGUGAGAUAAGUCACCCCCAUAUCGCGCAUUUCUUCCUGUCGGCUCCCGGCAGCCUGGCGAGCGAGGACCUCUCUCUGGAAGAGGCGACCGCGGAGGAAGACGAAAACGGCGCAUCUGCCGGCAGGGAUCACCGGCAUCACCAUCAUCAGGACGCGCGAAACGCUGUGACGUCGAACGCGCCCUCCUCGAGCAGCCCGCCGUCACGCCACCAUCAGACUCAGGACGAGGCGGAUCGCUGCAACGCGCUGCAGGGUGGUGUAAUUUUAUACUCACCGCAUUCCACGUCCACCGUGCCCGCGACGAGCGUGAAUAUCUGCAAUGUACCAACGCUGACCUAUCGCGGCGUUUUCACCACGACAUGUACGCAGUCGUCACCCCUGAGCAAUCUCCAGGGCGACCAGCAGCAGCAGCAGCAACCGCAGCAGCCGGCGGGUCAGGAGCUGUGGGCGCCGUUACCUUCGCCAACCUUAACCUUGGCGGGUCAGCCGUUCCUUCACCCCAAUCUACAUUCGACCGCGUACAGCGGCGAGACCGUUGAAUUGCUGCAGGUCGAUUCGAAACCACCCCCGCCGCCUGGUUAUCACGACACGGCGACUACCACCCCCGCGACCUGGCUGACGGGUCACGAGGACGCUUACGAUCCUGGUCUCCUCUCCCAUCAUCACCCUCACACACAUCAUCAGGAGACGACGUUGAAGCAGGAGCCAACCGGCACCGGUUACACUCCCAACGUACAACAGCCGCAGCAGACUCAAGCGCAGACCCAGCAGCAGCAACAGCAACAAGCUCCGCCGUCUGCCACCUGCGGCUCCACGGGGGUCCAGCUGGCCGAAUACAAUCCGAGCACGUCGAAGGGCCACGAGAUUCUCUCUCAGGUCUAUCAGCAGAGCGCCUUACCGCUUCGAUUAGUCCCUGUGAAGCCGCGAAAGUACCCGAAUCGACCGAGCAAGACGCCGGUCCAUGAGCGGCCCUACGCCUGUCCGGUGGACGGCUGCGAUCGCAGGUUCUCUCGCAGCGACGAGCUCACCCGGCACAUACGCAUUCAUACCGGGCAGAAGCCCUUCCAGUGUCGCAUCUGCAUGCGCUCGUUCUCGAGGAGCGACCACCUAACCACCCACGUGCGCACGCACACCGGUGAGAAACCGUUUUGCUGUGAUCAGUGCGGCCGAAAGUUCGCCAGGAGUGACGAGAAGAAACGCCACGCGAAGGUGCACCUCAAGCAGAGGCUGAAGCGCGAGGCGUCCCACGCCAAUCCGAGAACCCAUCACCAGAGCCACGCGUCGUCACCCUGCAAUCAAUGAAUUCCAUGACAACGACAUGUUGAUAAAGUCCCCUUUAACGUUGAGAUCUCAUUACGUUUGUCACGUUCUGACAAGUUGUGAUCUAUGUCUCCCCGAGUCUAUCUCUCCUCCUAUUCUC
Messenger RNA from Pogonomyrmex barbatus (red harvester ant), 1441 nucleotides. RefSeq lists its product as uncharacterized. The record is from RefSeq and is a predicted model, not a curated record. Gene Ontology annotation, molecular function: RNA polymerase II cis-regulatory region sequence-specific DNA binding; DNA-binding transcription factor activity, RNA polymerase II-specific. Gene Ontology annotation, biological process: regulation of transcription by RNA polymerase II. NCBI's taxonomy places the organism in Eukaryota, Metazoa, Arthropoda, Insecta, Hymenoptera, Formicidae.